ACGGGCGGUGAGCGCGGCCUUCCCCGCGCGGCCCGGCCCGGCCCGCCGCCAUGGCCCGCCUCGCCGACUACUUCGUGCUGGUGGGCUACGACGCGGAGAAGCGCGGGAGCGGGGACGGCCAGGGACAGAUCCUGCAGCGCUUCCCCGAGAAGGACUGGGAGGACAACCCCUUUCCUCAAGGCAUCGAGUUGUUCUGCCAGCCCAGUGGUUGGCAGCUGUUCACAGAGAGGAACCCCCCCACCUUCUUCGUGGCCGUGCUGACCGACAUCAACUCAGAGAGGCACUACUGCGCCUGCUUCACCUUCUGGGAGGCUGUGGAAAGCACACAGCCUCAAAGCCACACCAGGAAUGGAGAGGAGGAGGAAGAGGAAUCGGCUUCUCCCGUCCAACCAGCACAGCUCUUUGCUCCCAAGAGCCUGGUGCUGGUGUCCAGGCUGGAUCAUGCCGAGGUGUUCAGGAACAGCCUGGGCUUGAUCUACACCAUCUACGUGGAUGGGCUGAACGUGUCCCUGGAGAACGUCAUUGGGAACUUGUUGACGUGCACCAUCCCCAUCACCGGUGGAGCCCAGCGGACGAUCUCGCUGGGUGCAGGGGACAGGCAGGUGAUCCAGACACCCAUCAAUGACUCUCUUCCCGUCAGCAGCUGCAGUGUGGCUCUGCUCUUCCGGCAGCUCGGCAUCACCAAUGUGCUGUAUCUCUUCUGUGCAGCGCUCACUGAGCACAAGAUCCUGUUUCUCUCCAGCAGCUACCAGCGGCUCACUGAUGCCUGCCGGGCUCUCCUUGCACUUAUGUUCCCCCUUAAGUACAGUUUCACGUACGUACCCAUCCUGCCUGCACAGCUCCUGGAGGUACUGAGCACGCCGACACCCUUCAUUAUCGGGGUCCACUCCAUCUUCCAGUCGGAGACACAAGAGCUGCUGGAUGUUGUUAUCGCAGACCUGGAUGGGGGCACAGUGAAUGUCCCUGAGUGUGUGCACAUCUCCCUGCUCCCUGAGCCUCUCCUUCAGCAGACCCGUGAAGCCCUCUCCAUGGUCUUGGACCCGGAGCUGGAGGUGGCAGAUCUGGCAUUCCCCCCUUCUACGAUUUCUGCUUCAUCUCUCAAAAUGCAGGACAAGGAGAUCCGGGCUGUCUUCCUUCGCUUGUUUGCACAGCUGCUGCAGGGCUAUCGUUGGUGUCUGCACAUCAUCCGCAUCCAUCCUGAACCCGUCAUCCGCUUCCACAAGGCAGCCUUCCUGGGGCAGAGGGGGCUGACAGAGGAUGACUUCCUCACCAAGGUGCUGGAGGGCAUGGCCUUUGCAGGCUUUGUGACAGAGCGGGGAGCCCCGUACCGCUCCAUCGACCUCUUCGAUGAGCUUGUUGCUUAUGAAGUGAAGCGCAUGCGUGCAGAAGAGGGGAACAAGCAGAAAAUAUUGCGGCACAUUAAGGAGCUGGCAGAGAAACUUUACAAAAAUGAGAACCCAUACCCUGCCGUGACCAUGCACAAGGUGCAGAAGCCCACUGAAGGCUGUCAUCUGCGCCUGCACCAGAAGCCCUUCCCACGUUUGGAUGAAGGCACAGUGCAGUGGAUCAUUGAUCAGGCCACAGCCAAGCUACAGACAGCUCCUCCAGCUGUGAAAGCAGAGAAGAAGUGCAUGGUGCCCUCAGGCCCCCCCAUUGCAGCCAUCAUGGAGCGUAAUGGCAAUGCCUUGGCCAACAGCGCCCGCCGCCUGGAGGUGGUUCGGAACUGCAUCACCUAUGUCUUUGAGAACAAAAUGUUAGAAGCCAAAAAGUUAUUUCCUGCUGUGCUGCGUGCCAUGAAAGGUCGAGCAGCCCGUCAUUGCCUGACCCAGGAGCUGAAUCUGCACGUGCAGCAGAACCGUGCCGUGCUGGACCACCAGCAGUUCGACUUCAUCGUCCGUAUGAUGAACUGCUGCUUGCAGGACUGCACGGCCAUGGAUGAGCAUGGGAUUGCAGCCGCGCUCCUGCCGCUGGUCACCGCUUUCUGCCGAAAACUGAGCCCAGGCAUCACGCAGUUUGCCUACAGCUGUGUGCAGGAGCACGUGGUGUGGACCAACAUCCAGUUUUGGGAAGCUAUGUUCUACAGUGAUGUGCAGAACCACAUCCGAGCCUUGUACCUGGACAGCAGUGAGGAGAACCACACAGACGAGGAGAGCACGGAGGAACCCCAAGAAGCCAGGUCUGCCCUUGAGAUAGCAUCAGAACAGCUGAGGCUGUGGCCUACCAUGAGCCGAGAGAAGCAGCAAGAACUGAUCCAAAAGGAGGAGAGCACAGUUUUCAGCCAGGCCAUCCACUAUGCCAACCGAAUGAGUUACCUGCUGCUGCCUCUGGACACCAGCAAGAACCGCCUGCUGCGCAGCUCCGGGCUGGGGGAUGUGGAGAGUGUCAGCAACAGCUUUGUCACCAACAGCAUCGCUGGCAGCGUGGCCGAGAGCUACGACACGGAAAGUGGAUUUGAGGAUGCUGAAAGCUCAGAUGUGGCCAACUACGUGGUGCGGUUCAUCAACCGCUUCGUGGACAAAGUCUGCACUGAGAGCGGAGUCACCAACGAGCACCUGAAGGGGCUGCAUGUCAUGAUCCCUGAUAUUGUGCAGAUGCACAUAGAGACACUGGAUGCUGUGCACAGGGAGAGCAAGAGGCUUCCUCCCAUCCAGAAGCCAAAGCUGCUGCGCCCCAACCUCUUGGUGGGUGAGGAGUGUGUGAUGGAGGGGCUGCGUGUGUACCUCAUGCCCGAUGGGCGGGAGGAGGCCGCCGGGGGGAAUAUUGGUGGUCCACCUCUUCUCCCUGCGGAAGGAGCCAUCUUCCUCACCACGUACCGCAUCAUCUUCAAAGGCACUCCCACAGACCCCCUGGUGGGGGAGCAGGUGGUGAUCCGAUCCUUCCCCAUCUCCUCGCUGACCAAAGAGAAGAAGAUCAACAUCCAGGCCCAGGUGGAUCAGUUCAUCCAGGAGGGCCUGCAGCUGCGCUCGUGCACAUUCCAGCUGCUGAAGAUUGCCUUCGAUGAGGAGGUGGCUUCAGACAGCGCCGAGGUCUUCAGGAAGCACCUGCACAAGCUGCGUUACCCCCAGCAUGUGCAUGGCACCUUCGCCUUCACUGUGGGCCAGUCUCCCAAGCAAGCCAUGCAGCCCAAGGUCAAGGAGAAGAACCCCUCGCUCAGGACGCUCUCCAAAAACCUGGUGAAAAAUGCCAAGAAAACCAUUGGCCGCCAAUAUGUGACACGCAAGAAAUACACACCGCCUGCCUGGGAGCAGCGCAGCAGCCAGCACUUCCCGGAGGACAACGAGGAUGAGAUCUCAGUGUCCGAGGAGAUGGACAGGAGCACUUUGACACCCACCACAACCAUCAGACCCUCAGAGAAGAUGACCAUCAACCACUUGGUGGAGCGCGCCUGCUGCCGCGACUACCAGCGCCUGGGGCUGGGCACACUCAGCAGCAGCCUCACACGUUCCAAGAACGAACCCUUCCGCAUCUCCACGGUGAACCGCAUGUACGCCAUUUGUCGGAGUUACCCCGGGCUGCUCAUCGUGCCGCAGAGCAUCCAGGACAACACCAUCCAGCGCAUCUCCCGCUGUUACCGUCAGAACCGCUUCCCCGUGGUGUGCUGGCGCAACUCCCGCACCAAAGCCGUGCUGCUGCGCUCGGGGGGGCUGCAUGGGAAGGGUGUCGUGGGCCUCUUCAAGUCACAGAAUGCUCCCACUGCAGGUCCCUCGCAGACGGACUCCACCAGUUUGGAACAGGAGAAAUACCUGCAGGCUGUCAUCAACUCCAUGCCCCACUACGCCGAUGCCAGCGGGCGUAACACGCUCAGUGGCUUCACCUCUGCUCACAUGAGCAGUGCAGAUUUCUCCGACAAGAGGCAGCCUAAGCUGGGAUCGCUCAUGAAGCAGGUGAUGGGAGGGAAGGACGAAGGGCCCGGGACUAUUAGCCGUGGAGGGCUGGGUCACAGAGCCAGGGUCAUCACCCUGUCCACCCCCAAGUGCGUGUCGCCGAAGGGCCGCGAGUCGCCCCGAGGCAAAUGGGGCAGCAUCCGGGCCAGUGGGCGUAUGAGCAGCUAUGCCCUGAAUGUGGAGAUUGGCUCACGGCUGGCUGGGAAGGAUCUGCUGGGUGCCCAGCACAACGGUGCACCCGCUGAGGCCAGCUUCCUGCGUCAGCACCGCGCCUCGCUCUACAUCAUCGGGGACAAGUCACAGCUGAAGGGGGUGAAGCCAGACCCACUGCAGCACUGGGAGGUGGUGCCCAUCGAGGUGUUUGACGUGCGGCAGGUGAAGGCCAGCUUCAAGAAGCUGAUGAAGGCCUGUGUGCCUGGCUGCCCCUCCACAGACCCCAGCGUCGCCUACCUGCGCUCCCUGGAGGAGUCCGAGUGGCUCUCACAGAUCCAUAAGAUCCUGCAGAUUUCAGUGCUGGUGGUGGAGCUCCUGGACACGGGUUCCUCUGUGCUUGUCAGCCUGGAGGACGGCUGGGACAUCACCACACAGGUGGUCUCCUUGGUGCAGCUCUUGUCAGACCCUUACUACCGGACGCUGGAGGGCUUCCGCCUGCUGGUGGAGAAGGAGUGGUUGUCCUUUGGGCACCGCUUCAGCCACCGUGGGGCCCAGACCUUGGCUGGCCAGAGCAGUGGCUUUGCUCCCAUCUUCCUGCAGUUCCUAGACUGCGUGCACCAGAUCCACCUGCAGUUCCCCAUGGAGUUUGAGUUCAGUCUGUAUUACCUGAAGUUCCUCAGCUACCACUACAUCUCCAAUCGGUUCCGGACCUUCCUGCUGGACUCUGACUACGAGCGCAUCGAGCUGGGCCUCCUGUAUGAGGAGAAGGGUGAACGCAAAUGCCAGCAGGUCUACAAGUCCAUCUGGGAUUACAUCGACAGGCUGAACAAGAAAGCUCCUGUCUUCUUCAACUACAUGUAUGCCCCCGAGGAUGGGGAGGUGCUGCGGCCGUACAGCAACAUUUCCAACCUGAAGGUGUGGGACUACUACACAGAGGAGACGCUUUCUGAGGGCCCCUCUUACGACUGGGAGUUGGUGCAGGGGCAGCCUGAGCACAUGGAAGAGGCAGACAGGCAGGACACCAGCGCACCACAAACCAAGCGCAAAAUCAUCUGGCCCUGCUACGACAACCGCAGCCGCAUGGAGCCCGACGCCAUCUCCAAGCUGCUGGAGGACCUGCACAACCUGGAGAUGGAGCUGGGGCAGGUCCCGGAGCGCUGGAAGGACACGUGGGACAAAAUCAAAGCCUCUCAGCGCACCGAAGCUCGGCAGGAGGGCAGCCGGACCCCCAGCUCCCUGCUGAUGUCCUCGGGGCUCUCGCACCACCGCCGCUCGCUGGGGGUGUACCUGCAGGAGAGCGGCGUGGGCUCCACCCUCAACCUCAGCCUCGACAGUGACACCAGCAGCACAUCCACCCCAUCCAGCGGGAAGCAGGGCGGCCGCAGGAGCACCAGCACGUUGUACAACCAGUUCCAGAUGUCAGAGAGCGAGAACAGGUCCUACGAGGGGUCUCUGUACAAGAAGGGAGCCUUCAUGAAGCCCUGGAAGCCUCGCUGGUUCGUGCUGGAUAAAACCAAGCACCAGCUGCGGUACUACGACAGCCGGAUGGACACGGAGUGCAAAGGUGUCAUCGAUCUGGCCGAGGUGGAAUCCAUCACACCCGGAACCCCCACCAUGGGAGCCCCAAAGACGGUGGAUGAGAAAGCGUUCUUCGAUGUGAGUGCUGUGCUGCGGGGAGGGGGAUGUGCAGCACCCACUCUGCUCCUCUCACAGAAUCACAGAAUGGCCUGGGUUGGAAGGGACCUCAAGGAUUGUGAAGCUCCAACCCCCAGCACAUGCAGCAGAGAGUGA
Molecule: messenger RNA, 5828 nt
Organism: Phasianus colchicus (ring-necked pheasant)
Lineage: Eukaryota; Metazoa; Chordata; Aves; Galliformes; Phasianidae
Source: RefSeq, a predicted model, not a curated record